This is a messenger RNA of Silurus meridionalis, 2380 nucleotides long. It is a transcript of the gene ccdc17, whose product is annotated as coiled-coil domain containing 17. The transcript is spliced from 14 exons. Lineage: Eukaryota; Metazoa; Chordata; Actinopteri; Siluriformes; Siluridae. The coding region runs from base 373 to 2268 and encodes 631 amino acids. The record is from RefSeq and is a predicted model, not a curated record.
AUUUGCCAAAUACGUCUACCAUUUGGUUUUCUGCCCAGGUGUUUGCACAAUAAUUAAAAGAAUAAUAAUAAUUAUAAAAUCAGCUCCAUGUGGCCUGAAGGAAAGAGAUGAGGUGUAUUAUGAGCAAAAGAUGAGAACAGAAUGUCUAGCUCAUUUCUCAUGCUAAUGAUGAAUGAAUUGUGUGCUGUAUCGAGUUCUUUAUCAGCGUCCUUUGUUAAGUUGAAUCGACAUGGUGACUGUAACCAACAAACAGAUCUUCAGCAGCUGAGAAAAAUGAGUGGUGAAACUGAAAACAGUUUCGUGUAACUACAGGUUUAAUAAUGUCUGUAAGCACUCAGUGAGAGUUGGUUAAUUUUUACGCAAGUGUCUGAAAUGGAACAUCUGGGAGAGUUCGGUUGUUGUGAUUGUAACAUGGUAUUUCGCUCUCUGGGCCUUUUGGACAAACACAAGUCCCGGUUCUGUAUAGGAAGUUCCAUCGGAGACCCGACAGUGCUGAGGCGAGGACAGGAGGAAGUCUCCAAGGCUGAAAAGUUGGAUCAGGGGGCAUUACGCCCCAGAAAGACAAAGACUCCUGAUCUGAUUCAUUUGAGAGAGCAGAGAGAAAAACUGCUAAGGCAGACUGACAGACGAGAGACCCACAGAGAGCCCAGUGUGACUGACUGUCUGGCUUUUAACCAGCUCGCCCGUGAGUUUCAUAAGCUCAGGGUGUCUGUUAAAGAGAGUCUCCCCAGAAGACACAAAGAGGAAAUGUAUCCAGGCAGACAGCAGGCUAAUGGAGACAAACUUCAGGAAGUGUGCAAACUCCAUGAGCAGAAGCUGUCUGAGAUUCGGGCGCACACAUUCGAGCUGGAGCAACAGAGAAAGGAGAUUGAACGUCAGAUGGCCCUGGUUGGGCAUGAUGGAACGGCUCAACUGAAGGAGAUGCUGCAUGAGCUGAAAGAGCAGGAAGAGAGAAAUGAGGAGGUUCUGUACCGACUCAGCACUCGGAUCAAUGCACUACAGGGGGUGAAAGAUACUAAUAUUACAUCAGAGCAGCUAGACGACAGAAAGACACAACAUAUCAACUUUGACCUCAUCUCCUCUGUGGAUGGUCCUUUAUCCAGCCAGAUCAGAUCUUUACAUCUAGCCUAUGUACAGUCCGGUGGUGUGGAUCCAGAGGUUCUGGCUCAGCUGUAUGACCUGCAGGCUGAGGCACACACACUGGAGCAGAGCGGACCUGCAGCUGAGGAGCAGACAAGGAAGAAAAGACGAAUGAAGACUUCUCACCCAGCUUUAGACUCAAGUAUAAUAGCAGUGGAGAACAGGAACCAGCAACUGGAGGAACAGAUCAUUAAAUUGCAGAUAGACAGAGAGAGAUGCAGAGGAAGAGCUGCUGUUUCAGAGCUCGAUCUGAUCCAGAGGCAUCACAACUCUCAGGUUGCCAGCCUGCAGGCUGAGAUCUCCAACCUGAGAAGAGAAGUGGAGAAAACCACAGAGAGAAAAACUCAUCUUCCUGUUCAUGAAUACAGUUCAUGGGAGCGUUCCCUAAUGGACAGACGUGUGUUUGACACAGUGGACUUUCUUGCUCCUGCUCCAUAUGAUCCCGUGUCUGGAUUUGCGAUCUUCUAUGACAUGGUCCUUGGAUUGGAUGCCAUGUUCAGAACAGUUCACCUGGUAACCAGGCUGUACUCUGGGGGGCAAGAAAUCGGGCGGCCCAUCCUCAUGCCACCUGUCCACUGCCGGCCUGCUGGGGCUUUAACCGCUACACUGAGGGGCCAUGCUGAAAACUACGCCUUACUAGCUGUCAAACAGCCUGUGCACAGGAUGCAGCCAUCUUCAUCUCUCUACUUGGUGGUGGAAGUUCAGAUUGCUGGCAGAUUUGAAUCAUAUGAUCAACAGAUGCAAGGCUGGUCCAAGCUGCAGCUCUUUGACAAUCACAACCAGGUCCAGAGUGGAUUCUGGAAACUUCCUUUUCGCACUCUGCCUGUGAGGCCUUCCCUCAGCCCAGGCCAACUCAACUCUGUACCUCAGUUGGGAAACAUGGAGAUCUGCCUUCGCUUAGUUAAUGCUCGGGAUGGAGAUGUACAGUCACUUGCUAAGAUCGAUCCUAACAAUAGCAGGCAGUACAAAUACCCUCCAGUGGUCAUCUCACACUCAAACACUGACAUGGAAAGACAAAGAUCCCAGCCAAAAACAUCACAACGUUCAUCCAAUCCCUUUCUUCCAUCAUUGCCUCAAACCAAUCGUGUGGAUCCUCCCCCUAAGGACCCUGAUCCAAGGAGAGAAUGAGAAAUGAACCACAAACCAAUCACACUUGUUGAUUUUCAUGAUGUGUUUUGGGUGCAUUCUAAUUAUGACAUAUUUACAUCAUCGCUCUGAUAAAUGCUUGAUUGUUAUUGUC